Molecule: messenger RNA, 2389 nt
Organism: Saccostrea cuccullata (small rock oyster)
Lineage: Eukaryota; Metazoa; Mollusca; Bivalvia; Ostreida; Ostreidae
Product: receptor-type tyrosine-protein phosphatase alpha-like
Exons: 18
Biological process (GO): protein dephosphorylation
Molecular function (GO): protein tyrosine phosphatase activity
Source: RefSeq, a predicted model, not a curated record
AAUCAUGAAUUAACUUUCAUUCUAUUUAAGUUUAUAAAAUUUAGCAUAUAAAUGGUAAUUCUCAUGUAAAGUUAUGGGAUUGUUUGAAAGGUAUAACACAGGAUAUAAGAUGUGAGGCACAACAGUCCUCUACAAAAGGAUCCUACCCUGCACAUUACGCUUGUGAUGACGACAUGGACACAUUUUCUCUAACCAGAGAUGACGUAAGCCAGAGCUGGUCAAUGAAUCUUGGUAGAAAAUAUCCAAUAUUCUGGAUUUUCCUAAGCAUUAGUUGUGGAAAAUAUGAUAUCAAAAUUCAGGACGACACCCACAAAACCAAAAAUUGUUCAAUGAUUUUGAAAACGUACGAAACUACUACCAAAACCCCUGAUACUACGCCCCUGGGACCUGUUGUAGGAAACAAAAUUAUAAUCACAAGACUGGACGAUGGCGCAAUACAAAUUGAUGAAAUAAAACCAAUAAAAUUUGAACCUUGGAACAUCCCAGUAAAGAAUUAUUCUGGUGGCAUUGAAGGCACAAAGGCUUUUGAUGGCGAUCUAAACACCUACUUUUUAACUGAAGUAAACAUCAAUGCAACGUGGUAUAUGAUGCUGAACACUAGUUACGAAAUCAAAUGGAUACUUCUUCUUAUCAGAGGAGGAGAAUAUGAAGUGCACAUAUCUAAAACUCUAUGUCAUCUAAAUACGACGACCCUGUGCAAAAUACUGAAGCUUAGUAAUCCAGCAACAAAAUACCACGUUAUAGUAGAGUGUGAUAAAGAAGUGAAAGGGAACUAUAUUGUAAUUAGAAGAAUCGACGAAGGACCUUUGAGGCUGUUUGAAGUACAUCCUAUAAUUUGUCCUGCAAAUCACUAUGGAAUAAACUGUGCUAAAUGUAGGGAGGCAUGUGUUUCCUACGAACCUAUAUCUGGGGUAUGUAAUCAAUGCAGAGGAUCUUUGUAUGGUGAUUAUUGUCAACAUCGAUGUCCAUCAACAUGCACAACGAUGAAAUGUGACCAACAAACCGGACGUUGUCAUAGUUGUAGAGAAGGCUACAAUGGAAAUUACUGUGAAUUCCAAAACUCGACCACCUAUAACAAAACUGAAGUGGUUACCACCAGUACAAAUUCUGAGCGAAACAAACCUAGUACUGCUGUGAUGGAUGUUUACAUAAUGUACUUGAAAAAAUGCUUUUUCUCAGAAGAAAAUGAAUUUACAGAAGAUAGAAAUAAUGAAGGAGACCGAAUUCAAUUCCCAAUCCUGUUGGUGACUCUGAGUGCAAUGGUUGUUCUAUUACUAGUGGUUGUCGUGAUUCUCUUCGUUUCAAGGUGGAAUAAUUUAAUAUCAAAGAACGAAAAGAAAAGUCACACUCCAAAGAAUCUUCUGAGAUCAGAGUCGAGAAAUGAGUCCGAGUUAGAAGAGAUUCCUCAAAACGAGGCAGGAUAUGUCGAAGAGGAAGUUAUUGUUGUAGAGUACGGUAAUCUGACGUCAGAAAGGGUCUCAAUAGAGCAGUUUAUCAAGGAGGUGCCAGAAAGAAAAUGCAAUGGUACACUAGAAAAAGAGUUCAAUGACCUUCCAUGUGGAUUGCUAGAAUCCUACUCAAAUGCACUUAAGAUUUCAAACAGGAGAGGUAACAGAUACAAAGGCAUUUAUCCCUAUGACUAUAAUCGCGUGAAGUUAAUAAGAACAGAAGAUAAUGCGAACGAUGAUUUUGUUAAUGCUUCAUACAUUCAUGGUUUCGCCAAAGAACGUGCUUACAUAGCCUAACAAGGUCCUUUCAAUCCUAAAACAUUAGAAGAUUUCUGGACGGUAAUUUGGCAGAAUGACUCUACAAGAAUCGUUAUGCUGACAAAUCUGUACGAAGGAGAAAAGAUGAAGUGUCUCAAGUACUGGCCUGACACAGAGCUGGACAUUGGUCCAUACACCAUUCGACUGGACACAGUGGAUGUGUAUGACAACUACAUAUUGCGCUAUUUGAUUGUACAUUAUCAGGAAGAACAAAAAAGAGUGACACAGUUUCAUUUCACCACGUGGCCUGACAACUCUGUUCCAGAGGAGUUGACGUCACUCAUCUGCUUCCGGAAUUUAGUUAAGAAUGGUAUGACGUCAUCAGACGGACCAAUUGUUGUUCACUGCAGCGCAGGGAUUGGUAGAACAGGGACACUUAUCGCCCUUGAUUAUCUCCUGGAAGAGGGCACUGCUGAGCAGACGAUUGACGUCAAAGGAUACGUAGCUUCUCUUCGACAUCAACGCGGGAAAUCUAUACAGACAUGCGAGCAGUAUAUCUUCCUACAUGACUCACUGAUAGAAGGAUUCACAAAUAACAAUGCUCGCAGGAGCGUGUUGUCGGUACUUUAAAACCAUAUUGGAGUACAGUGUGAAUUGUCCAUUGUUAUUUGUUUUUUUUUUUU